GCUAUCGAGAGAAAUGCUUUCUUAGAAAGUGAAUUGGAUGAGAAAGAAACAUUGGCAGGCCUAGUUCAGCGUUUGAAAGACGAAGCACGAGAUCUUCGACAAGAACUUCUCAUACAUAAGAGUUUAAGUAAACCUCUUGACAAUGACAGUAGAAUAAAAAAAACUGUCUUGGAUAUUGACUCAAACAAGCUGAGAUCAGAGCAUCAAACACAAACAGGUACACUAAAUAAAGUGGUGCCACCUACUGGACACACACGUCUCACUCCUUCAGCCAGAAUAUCUGCUCUUAAUAUCGUUGGAGACUUAUUGAGAAAGAUUGGAGCUCUCGAAUCCAAGCUAGCAUCUUGUCGAACUCUUGUACAAGAAUCAUCCCCGAGGCUAGACAAGGAAGAGAGUUCCAGCCCUGUCAUGUCACCGACAAAUAUUCAGCUGACUAAAGAGUUGACCUUGUCAAGUUGUUCCGACUUUAUCCAUCUCACAGCAUAGCUAUCACGUGAAACAUCUAGCUACAUGUCUAACCACAAAUGGAGCAGCAGGACUCAACCUUUGUUUUAGUAGUAGCAGCAGUAGUAGUUCUAACGAAACAAGCUUACUUUCAAACUUACCAGUAUUCAAAGAAUUCAUUCAGGGAGAAUUGUAUGCCAAAAGAAGAAACCAUUGUGAAGAUUGACGGUGUAGAGAAACUAAGAGAGGUUUAUUUGAAAGUAUAAAAUUUUGAAGGUGUGUUAUUUUUUAAUUUAUCGAGGUGUAUGUAAUAAUUAUAUUUUGUGGCUUAAUUCUUUCUUAUCUUAUUUAAUUUUAAUAAACAUAAAAUUAAUGAAGUAGAUAGAAUCGAAACUAGCUUGUCAUAUGGCCUAACUGAAUGCACAGUGCUUGAAAAUGAGAAUUUUUAUUUAAUUAACACAUAAAGUUUAAGCUAGCUUGAGAUGACCAACUGACCAAUAGUAAUAUUGGUACAGUUUGAAGUUUAAUAUAUAUUUUCUUUUCAAACAUAAAAUUAUGAAACCCCAAGCUCCCAGUAAUUAAUGAGAACUGUGUACAACUCUACAGUGAUCCUAGUUGAAAAUGUAUUUAUAUUAGUAAUGAAUAUACUACCGAGCACACGAGAUGAAUGGUUGUGAUGACGAACUAUUACAGAACUACAGAAAUGUGUGAUUUUAUUUAUUUAUUCUCUAGAAGUGUUGGGAGAUAAAAGUAUGUAGAAGAGCUAGUAAUGGUAAAAGAUGAAAUCCUUCAUAAGAAAGGCUGUAUGACGUAAUACAACUGACAAUGCUCUUUAAGUGUGUGUUUCGUAGUUGUUACUUGUAUUCAUUAAUACGACAUUUGAUCCUAUAUUGUAAUACAGGAUAUUCUAUCCUGGACAGCCACAAUGUAUAUAUUUAGGUUUAAUGAUCAGUGUAAAGAAAACUGUAAUAAAAGAGAUGUUAGCAGUUAGUUACUUCCAGUACAGAUGUACUCUUAUUUAACAGAGAUUGUAAAACAAAGGUUUAUAUGUUGCUUCUUUCCUGGUCACAUUGUCUUCAGCUAAUUAUAUCGAUAUAAGGAGUCGUUGUAGGUCGUGUUUGAGUGUGUAAGAUUAAACCCGUAGUUUUCAGGAUUUGUUGUUAAAUUAGAAGAAUAUCUUCUAAUCGGGGCUUAACGGUUGUGAACAUGAUUUAUUUAAUCUAGCUUUUUGAUUAUCUGUGAGCUCUGAACUUAAAUAACUUUGAUGGUCUAAAUGCAGCUUUGGAACUCUGAAGGUAGUUUAUUA
Molecule: messenger RNA, 1750 nt
Organism: Limulus polyphemus (Atlantic horseshoe crab)
Lineage: Eukaryota; Metazoa; Arthropoda; Merostomata; Xiphosura; Limulidae
Product: nuclear distribution protein nudE homolog 1-like
Exons: 5
Biological process (GO): chromosome segregation; establishment of mitotic spindle orientation; mitotic centrosome separation
Cellular component (GO): kinetochore; centrosome; kinesin complex
Molecular function (GO): microtubule binding
Source: RefSeq, a predicted model, not a curated record